This is a messenger RNA of Coregonus sp. 'balchen', 24124 nucleotides long. NCBI's taxonomy places the organism in Eukaryota, Metazoa, Chordata, Actinopteri, Salmoniformes, Salmonidae. The record is from the annotation of a GenBank genome assembly.
AUGAAUCCGUUAUUGGGGGAGAACGCGUACCUUGUUCAGCAACAGCAGCAUAACCAGAUGGGAAGCCAUUCGGAUUCUUCCAUGACAGGCCUAGACUCAUACGGUGCACCUGACUUGGGUGAGCACACCGGCUUUGGACAAGAUGGGCUAUCUGGCCUGGACUUUAGUGCGCUGCCACCUUCGGGACUCGCGUAUCUGCACCUGAACAACAUGCACCGUGCGCCGUCGCCCCCCGCAGCGAUGGCCCUGCGUAACGACUUGGGCUCCAACAUCAGUGUUCUCAAGACCUUGAAUUUGCGCUUCCGUUGCUUUUUGGCUAAAGUUCAUGAGCUGGAGCGUCGGAAUAAAGCUUUGGAGAAACAGCUUCAGCAGGCUUUGGACAAUAAUGAAGGCAAUUCAGUAGAAGGACACGGGAAAAAGCCAUUGACUAAGGAAAUGGGAGUCCAGACUGGUUUCGUAGGGCCCAUCGCAGUUAGGCCCGGACAUAUCCCCCUCCAGAACGUAAAUAAUUCUGCAUACCUACCCGGAGGCCUUCUCUCUCCAUCACUCAACAGGCCUACAACUCCCUUCUUUGAGUCCAACAGCAAAUCAGUAUUUAGGAACUCGACUCUGACUGACUCGAAUUGCAACCUCAAUUCCAACCAACUCACUCCACAUAUUUCCAUCAGUUCUUUAUUAACCCCUACUGAUCCUUCCAAGACUAUAUCCAACAUUAACGAGAAAUAUGUCAGUUUUGGGUCUGGUAUGUCUACUAACCAACCUCCCCGGUUCCUUCCCGGCACCGUUUGGUCCUACAACCACGACCGCAGGUUUGGCGCGGGGAGGGAUUCGCGCAUAACGGGCACGGGUGUGCCUUGUGCCCAAACGGACGGAGUAGGUGUUCAAAUCGACACCAUUACCCCUGAGAUACGGGCCCUGUACAAUGUGUUGGGCAAGGUGAAACGAGAAAGGGAUGAGUAUAAACGCAGGUAUGAAUGAAGCAGUCUAACUAUUAUAGUUAAAGGCCCGGGGCCUUAAGCAUAUGUUAUUGUCACCAGUAAACCUGAUGUGUGAUGUCAUUUAUUGUCUCUAUAGCCCACCAUUAUUAGGGCAACACCCCUACCCCAGGAUUGGCCAAUCCUUCUCCUGGAGAGCGAAGGUGUGUGCAGGCUUUUGUUCCAGCUCUGCUCUAAUUACACACUGAUUCUACUAAUCAGUGAUCCUUUUUAUAGUUACAGACACCAUAACAUCUCAGUGUCCUUCAGCCAAAGUCUUGUCAGAAUAGGAAUAUAAAAGUGGUAAUGUCAUAGAAAAUAAGCAAAAAUAUUGAGUUAGACAUUUUGUCUAUUAUGGUGUGUAUCAAUAUACAGUUGGGUUCUCCUGUUACAAAUGAGGUGUGGAAUGUAUCCGAAGUAACAGUAGGCUAUUUUGAGCCUAAUCAACCAUAGUGUGUUUUUGCUUUCUUCAUACCAAAUUACACCCCAGAACACAAGAAAAUAACAUUACAUCAUCAUGCAAAUGAUGUAGUCCCCUGUAGCUCAGUUGGUAGAGCAUGGCGCUUGCAACGCCAGGGUUGUGGGUUCGUUUCCCACGGGGGGCCUGGAUGAAAAAUGUAUGCACUCACUAACUGUAAGUCGCUCUGGAUAAGAGCGUCUGCUAAAAUGACUAAAAAAGUGCAAGGUCUAAAGGAGUUGCGUACAGUACUUAUCUUGAAAUAUAAGGCAGAGCUAUAUUACAGGCUUUAUGUUUGUCCAGCUGAUGAUCAUGCUACAAAAGUACUAUGUUAUCUUAGAACGGAGUUGGAAUGAGGAGGCAUCUGUUUUCUUGUUGUUUGUCGUCAUCAUCAUCCUCCAUAAGAUGGCUUCUGGUUACUUUGUAAAUCUUGAAGUGUUUUAGCCACUCUACGUUUUGUCUUCAAAUUGCCCCUGUACUUCCCAAAUGAUAUGCCAUUACAAAGCUUCACUAUAGGCUUGUAGGGGAUCAUAGUUCAAACAUAGUUGAUCAUAGCGUUUAAAAUAACAGCACUGGCGAAUCUCUUAUCCAAUAGGAGGAUUAUCUAGAGAGGGCUGAAUAGGCUGGGGAGAAGUCAGCAGUACACUUGGAUUUCUCUCUCACAUGGCCCUUCUCUCUCUCUCUCUCACAUGGCCCUUCUCUCUCUCUCUCUCUCUCUCUCACCCUCUCUCUCUCUCUCUCUCCUCCGCCCCUCUGCGUUUCGUCUCAGCACCUGCAAUGCAGCACUGUACUGAAAGCUGUGACCGCUAGUGAUGCCGCCAGAGACUGUUCACAUUAUUCUCUCUCUUUCUCAUUCCCUCUUUCUCUUCCUCUCUCACACUCUCUCUCUCACUCCCUUUCUUUCUCUCUUUUUCACUUACACCCUUUCCCACUUUACUUCUCUCUUACACGCAUAAGCUCUCUGUUCCUCUCUCUUUCGCUCUCUCUCUCUCACCCCCCCUUCCCAUCCUGUACGAGCACUCGCCUUCUGCAGCAUCCGUGAGAAGAUGCUGACAUCACUAAAUGACAUCAGUAACCUUCCCUACAGCCUAUAGUCCACUGUCUGAAUGUUAAUGGGAACAAGGCAACGUCAACUCUCUGUUAUCCAGCCUCUAUGACUUGCCAGCCGGAACACCUUCCUCUAAUUCUCUUUUAUGGAGAAGGUCAAAUGGUUUAACAGGGGAACAUUUUCAAUCAUCUGCCUUAGAUCUCAUGAAAAACAACUGUCUCAUAACAAUACAAUAACAUACUAUUUGUUUUUGUGUAAUGAGUCUGCAGGGGGCUGUGGGAAGCUAGAAUAGAACAUCCUUUUCCAUUCAACUUAUACAGUGUAUAUGUUUACAGCUUGUACAAUUUACCAGCCUGGUCUCAUUGACUAGACGUAACAUAGUACAUGUAAAAUCCAGGACACACAAAUUAGUAUGAUAUGUUACGUUUGGUAUGGAUAAGUCGCUCUGGAUAAGAGCAUCUGGUAAAUGACUAAAAUGUAAAUGUAAAUAAGACAGAUGGUUACUUAAGGCAAAAACGAAAGUAGGGUUCAAGUUCAAGUUAUCUUUAUUGUCCCAAUUGGGAAAUGUUUUGUGCAGUCAUGGUUCAACAAUAAAAAACAACAACAUUAAAAACAGUGACAACCAUAUAACUGAUAUACACAUAACACGAAACAAUGAGAUCGAUAACAAGGAGCAGUCAUUGUGCAAAAGUGCAGCAGUAAAUAUACAUUAUUUAAUUUUAUCUGCAGAUUCAGAAGGUUUAUGUCCUCUGGGAUGAAAGAGUGGUUGGUCGGGGUGGAUGGGUGGGCGUAUAAUGCGAACGUAUACCCAAAGGUUAACAUAUCAAAAAAAUUUGAAAAUUGUAACAUAUAGUACGUAUUGUAAUUCGUAACAUAAUAUAUGAAAUGGGUGAUGGACAUCCACAAUUUCAUACAUACCAUACAAAACAUAACAAAUCAUACUAAAUGGAUGUAGCGGAUUUACGUACAGAAUAAUACAAAAUGCUAUGAGACCAGGUUGAAUUUACAGUAUAGGCUACUGUAGGCCUAUACACUGCAUCCCCACUUGAGCAGACUGAUAACAGUGUGUAUAGGCAACGUGCACUAUGGCACAUGCACCCUCCUGGGUUAGGCCACUUCACCUUCAGUAAGUGUUGCAGCAGGGUGCUCUACAUGCAUGGUGUCCUGUUGCAUAACACAGCUGAGUAAGGGAGAUUAGGCACACAACAUGGAUAUACAAACUCCAUCAAACUUUAUUAUAAACUGGGUGGUUCGAGCCCUGAAUGCUGAUUGGCUCACAGCCGUGGUAAAAAAAACAUGUAUUUUUACUGCUCUAAUUAUGUUGGUAACACAACAGGUUGGUGGCACCUUAAUUGGGGAGAAUGGGCUCGUGCUAAUGACUGGAGCGGAAUCAGUGGAAUGGUAUCAAAUACAUCAAACACAUGGUUUCCAGGUGUUUGAUGCCAUUCCAUUAGUGCCAUUCCAGCCAUUAUUAUGUGCCAUUCUACCCUCAUUAGCCUCCACUGGUUGGUAACUAGUUUACAGUGCCUUUGGAAAGUAUUCAGAACUCUUGACUUUUUCCACAUUUUGUUACGUUUCAGCCUUAUUCUAAAAUGGAUUUAAACAAAAACAUUUCCUCAGCAAUCUACACACAAUACCCUAUAAUGACGAAGCAAAAACAGGUUUUUAUACAUUUUUGCAAAUGUAUUAAAAAUAAAAAACAGUACUCAGAUCCUUUGCUAUGAGACUCGAAAUUGAGCUCAGGUGCAUCCUGUUUCCAUUGAUCAUCCUUGAGAUGUUUCUACAACUUGAUUGGAGUCCACCUGUGGUAAAUUCAAUUCAUUGGACAUGAUUUGGAAAGACACACACCUGUCUAUAUAUGGUCACACAGUUGACAGUGCAUGUCAGAGCAAAAACCAAGCCAUGAGGUCUAAGGAAUUGUCCGUAGAGUUCCGAGACAGGAUUGUGUCAAGGCACAGAUCUGGGGAAGGGUACCAAACAUUUCUGCAGCAUUGAAGGUCCCCAAGAACACAAUGGCCUCCAUCAUUCUUAAAUGGAAGAAGUUUGGAACCACCAAGACUCUUCCUAGAGCUGGCCGCUCGGCCAAACUGAGCAAUCGGGGGAGAAGGGCCUUGGUCAGGGAGGUGACCAAGAACUCGAUGGUCACUCUGACAUAGCUCUAGAGUUACUCUGUGGAGAUGGGAGAACCUUCCAGAAGGACAACUAUCUCUGCAGCACUCCACCAAUCAGGCCUUUAUGAACGGAGCAAAGUACAGAGUGAUCCUUGAUGAAAACCUGCUCCAGAGCGCUCAGGUUCUCAGACUGGGGCGAGGGUUCACCUUCCAACAGGACAACGACCCUAAGCACACAGCCAAGACAACGCAGGAGUGGCUUCGGGACAAGUCUCUGAAUGUCCUUGAGUGGCCCAGCCAGAGCCCGGACUUGAACCCGAUCUAACAUCUCUGGAGAAACCUGAAAAUAGCUGUGCAGCAACGCUCCCCAUCCAACCUGACAGAGCUUGAGAGGAUCUGUAGAGAAGAAUGGGAGAAAAUCCCCAAAUACAGGUGUGCCAAGCUUGUAGCGUCAUACCCAAGAAGACCCGAGACUGUAAUCACUGCCAAAGGUGCUUCAACAAAGUACUGAGUAAAGGGUCUGAAUACUUAUGUAAAUGUCAUAUUUCAGUUUUUGAUUUUUAAUAAAUUAGCAAAACUUUAUAAAAACCUGUUUUUGCUUUGUCAUUAUGGGGUAUAGUGUGUAGAUUAAUGAGGGGGAAAAACAAUUUAAUAGAUUUUAGAAUAAGGCUGUAACGUAACAAAAUGUGGAAAAAGUCAAGGGGUCUGAAUACUUUCCGAAUGCACUGUAUAAUAGCAAUAACGCGCCUCUGGGGUUUGUGAUAAUAUAUGGCCAAUAUACCACGGCUAAGGGCUGUGUCCAGGCACUCCGCGUUGCAUUGUGCAUAAGAACAGCCCUUAGCCGUGGUAUAUUGGCCAUAUACCACACACCCCGGGCCUUACUGGUUAAUUUAAUCGCGUGAGCGCAACACUGUAGCCUAUAGUAGAUGGUAUUAGGCUAUCUGCCUGGUUUCUGUCUCUCUGGUAUUUGUAACCAGUGUUAUUAUUAUACUAUUUCCGAGACAUUUUGGCCUUUGACAAAGUUAUCUACCCUCAGUCACAGAUGGUCAGGAAAAUUGAGGUACUAGAAUAGCCUAAAUAGACAAUGGUGAUUGUGAGAUUGAACUAAUACAAUUGGGUUUGCGAUUGGAAAUUGUUCCCAGAAGAGAGAGUGAUGAUAGUGUGAUGUUGUCGUGAUGACUUCCUCAUCAGUCUCCAUUCUCAUCUAUAUGAUCACUGUGUGUGUGUGUGUGUUAACAGAUGGGAGGAAGAAUACACUGUCAGAGUGGACCUCCAGGAGAAAGUGGCUGAGCUGGAAGAGGUAAGCCCAUAGCUGUGUCAAUGAUAAAGGGCAAUCUGUGAUUGCUACAUACCCCUAGAACCAAAAAUAUAAGUGGGUUUUUCUCCAUUGUAGCUUGAAAACAUGGUAAAACUAUCAUUUUGAGCUGAUGGAUGGUCCUUGUGUCCAUAGCACCGUCUAUGAAUUUGAUAGUGGUUGCAUUACUCCAGUCCCAUCCCUAAACUGUUUACCUAAAAAGUUGGUGGGUAACUGCUUUAUUGUUUGAACAGCAGAUUACCCCUUUAAUAUUUCACAUCACACUAACAUUAUGAUUCCACCUCAGAUCAGCUGGGUUGAUUGGAAAUUAACUAUUCAAUACACCACCCAUUCUAUUUAUUAUGCAUCCUUAUAAUCAGUUAUGUUAUGUCAUACAUGCAAUGCAAAUUAGGCGUGUGUGUGUGUGUGUGUGUGUGUGUGUGUGCACAGGACCUCCAGGAGAGUGAGGUGUGUCAGGAUGAGCUGGCCCUCAGGGUGAAACAGCUGAAAGCUGAGCUGGUCCUCUUCAAAGGCCUUAUGAGCAACGUGAGUCCCUCAUAGCGAUGUUGGGAAAUGAUUGAAAAUGAUGAAUGAUGAAUAAUGAUGAAAAUGUUUGGCACACCCCAAAUUCACCCCAAGUUGUUGAGAUUAGUAUACCUCAAGAGUAGUACCAUGAGAACUUUGAGUUAUAAAAUCGUAGAAAAUCUCUAACAAAAUACUUUUAUGGUUACUCAUUGUGCAGUUUACUUCGAAAAUGUCUUUAAAAUACAAAUACGAUUUGGGAACACCUAUUUACUUUUGCGGGUCUCACUCACUCACUCUCCUCUCCUAUUUUCUCUAUCAGAACCUGUCGGAUCUGGACAGUAAGAUCCAGGAGAAGGCCAUGAAGGUGGACAUGGACAUCUGUAGACGUAUCGACAUCACAGCUCGCCUGUGUGACGUGGCCCAGCAGAGGAACUGUGAAGACAUGAUCCAGAUCUUCCAGGUCAGGACCGCUCAUAGGCCACUGUACUACUAACUAUACUAUCUGUUAGGUAGCCCCUAGACACUGAUCUAAGAUCAGUUUAGCAUUUAACACCAUAAUGGUUAAAUGUAGGAUUUUUCCAAGGUAAGCUUAUUCUAGAUCUGUUGGAGCAAUCGUCGAUUGGUAUAAUUACAGCAUGGCUAAAUCUGUGGAGGCAAGUCCACUCAUAUCUUCUAGGUCAAGUCAUGUUAAUUACACCUUUAUUACUCUGCUAUUACACUGUUAUCCCACCUUUAUCUAGCAGAUGGCCACACCUCCUUCCACUCUGACUCGCCGGCCCCGGAAGCAGGCGGCCCAGUCGGUUAAAGGCGGUGACGGGGAUGAACCAACCAGCAUCUCUGAGAGCGAGGGGGGCAAGGAUGAGGAGUCGUGUAGCACGUCAGCCAAUCAGAUCAACGAGGAGAUGCAGAGGAUGCUGAACCAGCUGUGAGUCCUAACUAUGAGGAAAUGGACAGCAAUCGAGGUCUGCUAAAGUCUCAAACGCCACACCUGGAGAGCCACUCUACAUUUCAAACCAUGAUUAUUUGAAUCAGGACUGUUAGAGUUGGGCUGGAUAAAAAGCUUGCACACUGCUGAUCUCCAGGACUAGAGUCUGUCACUUGUAAGCAAUGAGCAGACCAAAGUCGGCCAGUGAACUACACUGAACAAAAAUAUAAACGCAACAUGCAACAAUUUCAAAGAUUUUACUGAGUUACAGUUCAUGUAAUGAAAUCAGUCAAUUGAAAUAAAUUCAUUAGACCCUAAUCUAUGGAUUUCACAUGACUGUGAAUACAGAUAUGCAUCUGUUGGUCACAGAUACCUUAAAAUAUAUAGGGGUGUGGAUCAGAAAACCAGUCAGUAUCUAGUACCACCAUUUACCACAUGCAGCACAACACAUCUCCUUCACAUAGAGUUGAUCAGGCUGUUGAUUGUGGAAUGUUGCCCGACUCCUCUUCAAUGGCUGUGCGAAGUUGCUGGAUAUUGGCAGAAACUGGAACACGCUGUCGUACACGUCAAUCCAGAACAUCCCAAACAUGUUCAAUGGGUGACAUCUGGUGAGUAUGCAGGCCAUGGAAGAACUGGGAUAUUUUCAGCUUCCAGGAAUUGUGUACAGAUCCUUGUGUCAUGGGGCCGUGGAUUAUCAUGCUGAAACAUGAGGUGAUGGCGGCAGAUGAAUGGCACGGCAAUGGGCCUCAGGAUCUCGUCACGGUAUCUCUAUGCAUUUACAUUUCCAUCGAUAAAAUACAACUGUGUUCGUUGUCCAUAGGUUAUGCCUGCCCAUACCAUAACCCCACAGCCACCAUGGGGCACUCUGUUCACAACGUUGACAUCAGCAAACCGCUCGCCCACAUGACUCCAUACACGCUGUCUGCCAUCUGCCCAGUACAGUUGAAACCGGGAUUCAUCUAUGAAGAGCACACUUCUCCAGCAUGCCAGUGGCCAUCGAAGGUGAGCAUUUGCCCACUGAAGUUGGUUACGACGCCGAACUGCAGUCAGGUCAAGACCCUGAUGAGGAUGACGAGCACACAGAGGCGGUUUCUGACAGUUUGUGCAGAAAUUCUUCGGUUUUGAAAACCCACAGUUUCAUCAGCCGUCCGGGUGGCUCAUCUCAGACCAUCCCGCAGGUGAAGAAGCCGGAUGUGGAGGGCCUUGGCUGGCGUGGUUACACGUGGUCUACGGUUGUGAGUCCGGUUGGAAGUAAUGCCAAGUUCUCUAAAACGACGUUGGAGGCGGCUUAUGGUAGAGAAAUUAACAUAAAUUAUCUGGCAACAGCUCUGGUGGAGAUUCCUGCAGUCAACAUGUCAAUUGCAUGCUCCCUCAACUUGAGACAUCUGUGGCAUUGUGUUGUGUGACAAAACUGCACAUUUUAGAGUGGCCUUUUAUUGUCCCCAGCACAAGGUGCACCUGUGUAAUGAUCAUGCUGUUUAAUCAGCUUCUUGAUAUGCCACAACUGUCAGGUGGAUGGAUUAUCAUGGCAAAGGAGAAAUGCUCACUAGCAGGGGUAAAUCUGAGAUAAAUAAGCUUUUUGUGCGUAUGGAACAUUUCUGGAAUCUUUUAUUUCAGCUCAUGAAACAUGGGACCAACACUGUACAUGUUGUGUUUAUAUUUUUGUUCAGUAUAUAAAUAGAUGUACAACUAGGAAGCCAUACUAUUGUUGGUCUUGCAGGAGGGAGUGUGAGUUUGAGGACGACUGUGACAGCCUGGCCUGGGAGGAGACUGAGGAGACUCUGCUGCUGUGGGAGGACUUUCCAGGAUACACUCUGGGAGCAGUGGAGACCCAGGGAGAGGUAGGCCACUACACCUACCACUAGUCACUGGCUGAUCUAAGAUCAGUUUUGUAUUUACCAAUGUAAUGGUUAAUGUUAGGAGCUGGCUAGGGUAAGCUGAUCCCAGAACUGUGUUAAAGGGCAUGUUUUAACCGAAGCCACUGUACUUUCUGCUUGUUAAUUAUUCUUAUGGUUGGUCUGCCUUGUCUGUGUGUCUGUGUCCUACUUUAAACAUUGCAUGUACGACUGUGACAUGACGUUCCUUUCACCUCAUGUAUAUUAGGCAAAUUAGCACAAAACAAUGUGUUCUCUCUCUCACUUUCUCACACUCACACACACACCCACACACACACCACGCACCAUGCAGCAGGAGGAGUCCAUAGAGAAGGUGAUAAAGGACACAGAGUCCCUCUUCCAGACCAGAGAGAAGGAGUAUCAGGAGACCAUCGACCAGAUUGAGGUGAGACACACACACACACACACACACACACACACAAACAAAGCCCUUCUAGAAUACUAUUCAUAAGCCUGCAGUGAUGAAGCACUACUGUAAACAGAGCCAUAAAUACACUGCUAAAAAAAAUAAAGGGAACACUUAAACAACACAAUGUAACUCCAAGUCAAUCACACUUCUGUGAAAUCAAACUGUCCACUUAGGAAGCAACACUGAUUGACAAUACAUUUCACAUGCUGUUGUGCAAAUGGAAUAGACAACAGGUGGAAAUUAUAGGCAAUUAGCAAGACACCCCCAAUAAAGGACUGGUUUUGCAGGUGGUGACCACAGACCACUUCUCAGUUCCUAUGCUUCCUGGCUGAUGUUUUGGUCACUUUUGAAUGCUGGCGGUGCUUUCACUCUAGUGGUAGCAUGAGACGGAGUCUACAACCCACACAAGUGGCUCAGGUAGUGCAGCUCAUCCAGGAUGGCACAUCAAUGCGAGCUGUGGCAAGAAGGUUUGCUGUGUCUGUCAGCGUAGUGUCCAGAGCAUGGAGGCGCUACCAGGAGACAGGCCAGUACAUCAGGAGACGUGGAGGAGGCCGUAGGAGGGCAACAACCCAGCAGCAGGACCGCUACCUCCGCCUUUGUGCAAGGAGGAGCAGGAGGAGCACUGCCAGAGCCCUGCAAAAUGACCUCCAGCAGGCCAUAAUUGUGCAUGUGUCUGCUCAAAUGGUCAGAAACAGACUCCAUGAGGGUGGUAUGAGGGCCCGACAUCUACAGGUGGGGGUUGUGCUUACAGCCCAACACCGUGCAGGACGUUUGGCAUUUGCCAGAGAACACCAAGAUUGGAAAAUUCGCCACUGGCGCCCUGUGCUCUUCACAGAUGAAAGCAGGUUCACACUGAGCACAUGUGACAGAGUCUGGAGACGCCGUGGAGAACAUUCUGCUGCCUGCAACAUCCUCCAGCAUGACCGGUUUGGCGGUGGGUCAGUCAUGGUGUGGGGUGGCAUUUCUUUGGGGGGCCGCACAGCCCUCCAUGUGCUCGCCAGAGGUAGCCUGACUGCCAUUGGGUACCAAGAUGAGAUCCUCAGACCCCUUGUGAGACCAUAUGCUGGUGCGGUUGGCCCUGGGUUCCUCCUAAUGCAAGACAAUGCUAGACCUCAUGUGGCUGGAGUGUGUCAGCAGUUCCUGCAAGAGGAAGGCAUUGAUGCUAUGGACCGCCCGUUCCACAGACCUGAAUCCAAUUGAGCACAUCUGGGACAUCAUGUCUCGCUCCAUCCACCAACGCCACGUUGCACCACAGACUGUCCAGGAGUUGGCGGAUGCUUUAGUCCAGGUCUGGGAGGAGAUCCCUUAGGAGACCAUCCGCCACCUCAUCAGGAGCAUGCCCAGGCGUUGUAGGGAGGUCAUACAGGCACGUGGAGGCCACACACACUACUGAGCCUAAUUUUGACUUGUUUUAAGGACAUUCCAUCAAAGUUGGAUCAGCCUGUAGUGUGGUUUUCCACUUUAAUUUUGAGGGUGACUCCAAAUCCAGACCUCCAUGGGUUGAUAAAUUUGAUUUCCAUUGAUAAUUUUUGUGUGAUUUUGUUGUCAGCACAUUCAACUAUGUAAAGAAAAAAGUAUUUAAUAAGAUUAUUUCAUUCAUUCAGAUCUAGGAUGUUAUUUUAGUGUUCCCUUUAUUUUUUUGAGCAGUGUACAUAGACAUUUCUCUGGGAUUAUUACAUUAUGGAAAUAAAUAAGUUAGCCAUUCCAUGUGCUUACAUUACGUUAGUUCCUGUGUAGAUGAUAAAAUAAACUGAAGUAACAAAUUGAAGGUCGUGUAGUCUUUCCUCUUUGCUAAUUUGCUAAUUUCUCUGUUCCCUGUGGCAACGAUAAGAAGUACAAAUACAAUCGACCUAAAAGAAACACAAACUAGAAAAAAAGAUUUAUGCAAAUUACUGCAGCCUUUGGUUUUGCACUUGCAAAGAUCCUGCCCCUCAUUACUCAAACAUUGUUGUGUUGACAGUUUAAACCAGAAAGCAAACUUACAGUAUGGAUUGUCUUACGUUAUGUCCCCACAGUUGGAGCUGGCCACGGCUAAGAGUGACAUGAACAGACACCUACACGAGUACAUGGAGAUGUGUUCCAUGAAGCGAGGCCUGGACGUGCAGAUGGAGACGUGCAGGAGACUCAUCACCCAGAGUGGAGACAGGUAUCAGACACAUUCGCUUGGUGCUGAACACUAACUCCAAACGCUCAAUAAGAUACCCUAGGUAUGAGAUAUCCAAAUGGUUAAAGAGAGAGCCUAGAGAUACCCUGGUAUUAGAUACCAGAAAGAGGUAAAAGAUAGCAAGAGAUAAAAUCAAAUCAAAUUUUAUUUGUCACGUGCCGAAUACAACAGGUGUAGGCCAUACCGUGAGGGGGGGGGGGGGGGGGGGGUUAAUGCAAAUAGUCUGGGUAGCCAUUUCAUGAAUUGUUCAGCAGUCUUAUGGCUUGGGGGUAGAAGCUAAGGAGCCUUUUGAACCUAGACUUGGCGCUCAGGUUAACUCUUUAAUUCUCCCAACUGUACUGAUAGAUUUCAUACAGUAUAUUAAAGAGAUGUGGACGUAGGUCUAUGCAAUACUAGACAGACAGAAAUGCUAGUGACAGAGGCAAAAUAUUAUAUUCCACGAUGCCAGAGGGAUAAGUACAACAUGUCAUACAAUGGCAGUGAUAAACACACAAUAUUAUAGACAGGUAUACACAAUGGAGAAUACAGGUACUGUCAUUAGCCACACUGUACUAUCGUUACAUUGACCCAUCUGUGAGUAUGGCAGCCUGGUCCCAGAUCAGUUUGUGCCGUUUUGCCAUCUUCUAUGGUCAUUAUUACGCCAAUGACCAUAGGAGUUGGCAAGACGGCUCAACAGAUUUGGGACCAGGCUAUGAGUACGGUCCGUUGAGUCAUCUUGUCUCAAGGACAUUCAUUGCCUGUUGUAUUGACUCAACCUCUCCGUCUCCCUUUCAGGAAAUCUCCCCCCCUCAUUACUGCGGCAAUGGAAGACUCUGAUGACGGUGAGAAGGAGAGGAAUAAGGCGUCCCCACCCGCAGACUCUGAAAGUGAUGAACCCUACUGUGAAACACAGGUUAAUAGUGGUACCGUCCCUCACUUACCAUGGAGGAAGUCCUAACCCUUACUGAUGAUGCCCUGUAGAUGUACCAUUGUCUGGAUAGUAGUGCUGUUUACAUUUUUUGCCAUCAGUUAUGUAAAACCAGCAGACUCUUUCCAGGGUUCAUAUCACCACUGCCCUCUUGUGGUUCAGGUUAUUACAACACCUAAUCUGAGGAUAGGACUAAAUGGCUCUUAAAAAUAUAUAGAGAGAGAUUUCUUAACAUUGUGCUAUUUAUAUCUCUUAAUAUAUGAUAUGAAUGAUUAAAAUAUAUAUAUAUAUAUACAUUUUUGUUAAGUUUGCACAUUGAUCUCGCUAUUUGUAGCAAGGUCCAACCAAAAACUAUUUGCACACAGUUUUUGUGGAAUAAAUGCCUUAUGUUACAGAUUUGAAACCACAGCUGAAUUUUUGAAGGCAAAAAAAAAAGGCACAAUUAGCAAACUAUUUGCACAGAAUAAGUAAUUAUCUAGUAGUCUGUCGCAGUCAAACAAAAUUAACAUUUGCAGUUUGCUAAAGGGAAAGGGCCUAGCUGUUGAUAGCCGUCUAUGAAAAUCUAUUUUCUUUAUAAUUAAUAUCCUUUUCAUUCUCUAUUUUCCCCUUUUAAAAGUAUGGAUACAAUUUCUAAGAAACCUAUAAAAAGAUUGCUUAAAAAGGCUUUACAUCCUUCAAUCUCACAACAUUCAUACAGUGCCUUGCAAAAGUAUUCAUCCCCUUGGCGCUUUUCCUAUUUUGUUGCAUUACAACCUGUAAUUUAAAUUUCAUUUAAUGGACAUACACAAAAUAGUCCAAAUUGGUGAAGUGAAAGGAAAAAAAUAAAUUGUUACAAUAAAUUCAAAAAAAUUAAUAACGGAAAAGUGGUGCGUGCAUAUGUAUUCACCCCCUUUGCUAUGAAGCCCCUAAAUAAGAUCUGGUGCAACCAAUUACCUUCAGAAGUCACAUAAUUAGUUAGAUUGCACACAGGUGAACUUUAUUUAAGUGUCACAUGAUCUGUCACAUGAUCUCAGUAUAUAUACACCUGUUCUGAAAGGCCUCAGAGUCUGCAACACCACUAAGCAAGGGGCACCACCAAACAAGCGGCACCAUGAAGACCAAGGAGCUCUCCAAACAGGUCAGGGACAAAGUUGUGGAGAAGUACAGAUCAGGGUUGGGUUAUAAAAAAAAUAUCAAAUUUGAACAUCCAACGGAGCACCAUUAAAUCCAUUAUUAAAAAAUGGAAAGAAUAUGGCACCACAACAAACCUGCCAAGAGAGGGCCGUCCACCAAAACUCACGGACCAGGCAAGGAGGGCAUUAAUCAGAGAGGCAACAAAGAGACCAAAGAUAACCCUGAAGGAGCUGCAAAGCUCCACAGCGGAGAUUGGAGUAUCUGUCCAUAGGACCACUUUAAGCCGUACACUCCACAGAGCUGGGCUUUACGGAAGAGUGGCCAGAAAAAACGCAAUUUCUUAAAGAAAAAAAUAAGCAAACACGUUUGGUGUUCGCCAAAAGCCAUGUGGGAGACUCCCCAAACAUAUGGAAGAAGGUACUCUGGUCAGAUGAGAUUAAAAUUGAGCUUUUUGGCCAUCGAGGAAAACGCUAUGUCUGGCGCAAACCCAACACCUCUCAUUACCCCGAGAACACCAUCCCCACAGUGAAGCAUGGUGGUGGCAGCAUCAUGCUGUGGGAUGUUUUUCAUCGGCAGGGACUGGGAAACUGGUCAGAAUUGAAGGAAUGAUGGAUGGCGCUAAAUACAGGGAAAUUCUUGAGGGAAACCUGUUUCAGUCUUCCCGAGAUUUGAGACUGGGACGGAGGUUCACCUUCCAGCAGGACAAUGACCCUAAGCAUACUACUAAAGCAAUACUCGAGUGGUUUAAGGGGAAACAUUUAAAUGUCUUGGAAUGGCCUAGUCAAAGCCCAGACCUCAAUCCAAUUGAGAAUCUGUGGUAUGACUUAAAGAUUGCUGUACACCAGCGGAACCCAUCCAACUUGAAGGAGCUGGAGCAGUUUUGCCUUGAAGAAUGGGCAAAAAUCCCAGUGGCUAGAUGUGCCAAGCUUAUAGAGACAUACCCCAAGAGACUUGCAGCUGUAAUUGCUGCAAAAGCUGAAUAGUUAUGCACGCUCAAGUUUUCAGUUUUUUUGUCUUAUUUCUUGUUUGUUUCACAAGAAAAAAAAUUUUGCAUCUUCAAAGUGGUAGGCAUGUUGUGUAAAUCAAAUGAUACAAACCCCCCCAAAAUCUAUUUUAAUUCAAGGUUGUAAGGCAACAAAAUAGGAAAAAUGCCAAGGGGGGUGAAUACUUUUGUCAAACCACUGUAUAUACACAACAUGUUAUUAACAGAAGUUCACAACAUUUGUAUUUAUGUUGACUUUAUUAUGAUUUACUUUAUUUGAUUACAUAUUCAUAAACUUGAUUAAUUUAUUUCAGCACUUUUUCAGCCAUUGAAAUUCAGAUAGCAAUUUUAUUUUGAAAUGAGUAAAUAACAUUUUUAUUGCUAUUUAUUUAUUUUAUAUUAAAAUCGCUAUAAUUAAAGUAUGAUAGUUGAUUGUUUUUUUUAUGUGAAAUGCCGAGAAUAAUAUUAUGUCGUUUUGCAAAGACAAUUCACAAAAGCCAUUGCUAUAAUUAUUCCCAGAAGUUUAGAGUUAAAAGUAAACCAUUGGUACCAUUAGCUUUGUACUGUCAUGCACAUUGCUGUGAUUCCAAACAAUAAGCAAACAUAGAAGCAUACUGCAUAUAGACCCAUGGAUAGUGUUGAUAUCACAACCCACAUAAACAUGUCCUAUAAAAGCACACACUCAAUGGUAGUGUAUCAAUCCCCAGCCAGCAGUGACUUUAUCUUGAACUCAAAUACAAUGGAAAAAAAGCUCUCUGAUCAAUCAACGGCGAAUCAGACUGCCAUUUUGGUGCACUUUUAAAAUGGACAGCCAAGAGGUAUGAGUUUAAAGGCUGUAGACAAAGGGACAAGUAGGCUACAAUAGAUGUUAGUCCUGUUCAGGACAAUCCAACAUACUGCUAGCAGGUGAACCACUGCUUUAGGAGCUUGUUCAAGGGCACUCGACUGUGACAUGUUUUAUGUAGCACAUGAGACCUUCAUUUUCUGAACACGGGCAGACCACCUAGUGUGUUUAACCAUCUGCUUUGUGAGAUCUGUGGUUUUGUCUCUGGAUGUUGCACAGUUUCAUUGCACUUGAACAUGCUCAGUGUUUACAGUUGGAGAAAACGUAAACAACAAUCAUAUCUAGGGCUUGAUUCAAUCAGUAGCGCAGAAGAUCAGCGUUAUAGCACGAUUUACAUUUAAAGGAAAUGUUUCCGCGUUCGCGGAGACUGCAUUCACGGUAAAUGCUGCAAAUGUCUGCUCAAUCUGAAAUUACCUUUACAUUUCAACCACACUACAACACAGAUCGUCCGCGCUCCGGAUUGAAUCGAGCCGCUACUUUGUUUAUUGAUGUCUGAAAGCAUAUUGUAAAAACGUUCCCCCCUAUAUUGUACAGUUUGUAAAUCUCCACAUAUAAGUUGCACAAAAUAAUCUAUAUUCAACAGUAAUGGUAACGCUGUAUAAAAAUGCAAACAUAUAACACCUUUUACUAGCUGUUACUGAAUGUAAAUAACAUGUAAAUGUACACUGAGAAGACGAAGCCAUGUAAGAGAAGCCAGGAAUGCAUGUAAGAGAUUUCAGAAAGAGAUUUCAGAUAGUAUGACUGGAAAGGUGGCCAUUGUAUUGAAAGUGUCUUUGGAUACACAAAAAAUACUAGCUGUAUUGGUGUGCAUGUACCUCUGUCUAGUGCUGUCUGUCUUGUAUUACAAGAAUGUUUCAGAGUUGACUUGUUCACCUCUCUGGAGAUUCAAAACAUGUCUUUCAUGCCGCAAAAGAGUAAACACAGAAGAAUGUACAGAAGAAAACAACAGCAAAAGCAGUCUUAAGACUUGUAUCACCAUAGCCACCAAUAGACUACCAUACCUCGUCAUGCAACUGUGUACAGAAGCUCAACAAGUAAACUUCUGAAAAUGGAAAUAAAAUCUAUCUGUUGAAAUAUGAAUAUUAGUAACAGCGGUGUAAGAAUUAAGAUUAUAUGUAGUGAAAGAGUUGAGCAUUACAUUUCCAGUCUCAGGUAAUAUAAUGGAGUAUACCAAACAUUAGGAACACCUUCCUAGUAUUGAAACAGCCUCAAUUCGUCAGGGCAUGGACUCUACAAGGUGUCGAAAGCGUUCCACAGGGAUGCUGGCCCAUGUUGACUCCAAUGCUGUGUCACGUUAGCUGGAUGUCCUUUGGGUGGUGGACCAUUUUUGACGGGAAACUGUUGAGCGUGAAAAACCCAGCAGCGUUGCAGUUCUUGACACAAACCGGUGCACCUGGCACCUACUACCAUACCCCGUUCAAAGGCACUUAAAUAUUUUGUCUUGCCCAUUCACCCUCUGAAUGGCACACAUACACAAUCCAUGUCUCAAGGCUUAAAAAAAUAUGAUUCUACACUGAUUGAAGUGGAUUUAACAAGUGACAUCAAUAAGGGAUCAUAGCUUUCACCUGGUCAGUCUAUGUAAUGGAAAGAGCAGGUGUUCUUAAUGUUUUGUACACUCAGUGUAUCAGUCAACAUGAUUGAAAUGCAGGUGACUUACAAAUAUGAAUUUGUCAAACAGCAGCAUUGUAUAGAGACAUUAUAAUGAUUAAGGGGUUGCAAACAAAGACUUGUACUCCGUUGAGCCCAAUAUAAUUGAUCUGGGACUGUGUAUACAAUGUAUCUGUGUAACUGAACAACCUCCAGGUUUCUGGAAACAAAAGGAAAACAAUCAAUGUAUUAAUGGAAGUGGUGUACAGAAUAAAAUAUCUUGAAGGAGACUGUGGUCCUGGAGUUUUGUUUAUUUCUAUUAAUUUCAAUGACAGCAAUUUGUUUUCCUUAGGCAUACUCCCUAAUGAUUUUAUAAUUCGAUUUCCAUUUAGACUUUCCUAAAAGCCAAGCAAGAAAUGAUGUAAAAAGGAAAAAGCACCAAAGCAAAUCAACGAGUGAGCACUAAAACAGUGAACAAGCCCAUUGCAAAAACAUUAAUUUACCAGUUCAGCGCAUUUAAACACUGUUCCAGUAACACUUUGUGCCCUCUGGCUGAAAAUAAAACUGUUGUAUUGUGAACUUUGAAGUCAUUGAAGACUCCGAGGAGACAUUGCUGGAGAGCCUGUCUGCUAAGUGACCACUGCACCAGCUGAGCUCAACUUCAUCAUGUUCUGCUGCCUACACUGGAUUUCUUGCUUAUGCAUGAGCUUGAAGCGGCCAGUACACACACGCACACUGACACACACAAACAUGGUUUACUUUCAAGCGUCAAUGAUCUGAGAAAAACAAAACAAAGCAGUAGGCUAUCCCUAGAGGUUCACAAAAGCAAGUCAGAGCAGCUGUAGUUUUUUUGGGAUGAAAUUAUUAUUUCAGCGAGAGAGAGCGCGCACGUUUCCGUUCGCUAUAUUUUUGCAAUAGUCAACUACAUAGCUCCAAAACCUUGGUUCUAAAGAGUUUUGACUUUAAAAAUAUAUAUACAAAUAUAUGGUUGUAAAAUAUAUGGUUAUAAAAAAAUAAAAUAUAUAAAAUAUAGGUUUCUAUAUAUUUUUUUACAACCAUCGAUUGGGACCAUUAUAUCCAGGGAACCUGCUGCAUCACUGUGUACAGACUGCGAGUCGUGCUUCAAAGACGCGUCAACAUUUUCCACAGGCGUCGGCUCGCAGUUUCAGGAGAGAGUUUGUAAGAAAUUGGACCAAAGUGACAGAAGCCUGCUGGAUUUCUACGGAGUAUUGAAACAAUCGUUCGCUUGCCUGUGGAUAGUAUUACGUUCACAAAUAUACUGUAGCUAUAGUGUAUCUCUCUCUCUCUUUCUCGUGCGCGCCUUCACCCACUCCCUACUCCCCCUUGACAACGGAUUAUUAUAAAGCUGCUACCAUCGACAUGUGAGCAAACGGAAUUUUAUCCCGUUUUUUAGUUUAGCUAAAUGUAUAUGAUAUGUGUCCGAUAGAGAUAUAGACUACAGCGUUUUGAAUACUUAUUUAAUGAUGUUAGAGCAAGUGUAUUGUUUUAGCGAUGUCAACUAAUUGCAACUAUGGAUUGUUUUCCUGCUAAACUAAAAAUAUGUUGAAAUAGUUAGUUGCUUUUAAAUAUUCAUUUUAGUAUUCGAAUAGUCUACCCAAACGUAAAAUAUAUCACAGAAAGUAGGCCUAUUACAAAUUAAUAUUAGGCUAUAUCUAUUUGUAAGUCGCUCUGGAUAAGAGCGUCUGCUAAAUGACGUAAAUGUAAAUGUGAAUGUAUAUCUCAGUCUCACCAUAUCAAUAGUAGAAUGACUUAUUCACAAUGACUCAGUCAAUAUUCAUCAUUGUGCUCAUCUUCAUAUUGGCUUUUAUGAAGUUAUCUGUUGUAGUAUUUAAAAAUCAUAUUUUGUAUAGUUUUUUUUUGUUAUCUACUCAGUCAUUAGCGAACAGCACCUUGCCUGGCUUGUUUAUCUGGAGCAAAAUGCAUCCAUCUUUGUUAAGAGCAGCUUCCAUGGCUUUUUCCCACUAAUCUCUCUCCAUUUUGCCAGUGGAAAUCAAGCCUGUCUAAUACAGGCUCUGUACCAAAUCAAACCAGAGUGGUUGUUUGGUCAGGAUGUGGCUCAGACAUGAUGAGAGAACAGGCUUCUACGAUAUGCUUUUGUAGUUUAAACAUCACAUGUGUCAUUUUCUACCAUAGCCGAUAUAUUUCGUAUUCAUUCAGUCUGUGUGCUUAUUAAUCCUUAGUGUUUGAAGAGGCCUGCUUCAGCAGUUAAGUUAUUCUUCACUUAGACGCCAAUGCUAGUAUAGCCUACUUACUAUACUGUAUGGCUUAGCAAGCUCAAAUCAAAUCAAAUCAAAGUAAAUGCAGGUGCAGGGAAAUGCUUAUGUUACUAGCUCCUGACAAUGCAGUAACAUUUCAAACAGAUACACAAAUAAUACAUUUACAAAGCAAAAAAACAGAAAAUACAUUUAUCAUUCAUUUUCCUUGCCAGUUUUGGUGGAGUUUUGGCAGUUGUUGUUGUUAGUAAGUAAAUGCCUCUCUCUACACAGGUCGACCACAGAUGCAGGAACCCCGGGAGCCCCUGAGGGAGAAGGGGGGCCCCCGGCCCCAGCCCCCAACCUCACCAGUAACCGACGACUACAGCAGACGCAGGCACAGGUGGACGAGGUAAGACUCAGAGAAUUGAACACUUAUGGAAGAUUCUGGAGCAGCAUCUGAGACAGUGUUUUCCAUCAACAAAACACCAAAUGAUGGAAUUUAUCUUGGAAAAAUGGUGUCGCAUCCCUCCAAUAGAGUUCCAGACACUUGUAGAAUCUAUGCCAAGGUGUACUGAAUCUGUUCUGGCUCGUGGUGGCCCAACGCCCUAUUAAGACAUUUUAUGUUGGUGUUUCCAGUAUGAAAAUGUAUGCACUCACUAACUGUAAGUCGCUCUGGAUAAGAGCGUCUGCUAAAUGACUAAAAUGUUAAAUGUUUCCUUUAUUUUGGCAGUUACCUGUAGGUUUCUUCAUGAACAAGAAUACAAUGCUGACUGUCCUCUCCAUUCCACUCCUGUCCCCUACAGGUAGUAGACAUCAUGCGUGUGAACGUGGACAAGGUGUUGGAGAGGGAUCAGAGACUGUCGGAGCUGGACGACAGGGCUGACGCUCUGCAGGCUGGGGCCUCACAGUUUGAGAGCAGCGCUGCCAAGCUGAAGAACAAAUACUGGUGGAAAAACCUCAAGGUUUGUGUGUGUGUGUGUGUGUGUGUGUGUGCUUGCGCAUGUGUAUGUGACCGACUGGGUUCAAACCCAGUUCUCCUACAUGCCACAGGUCUGUGUUAGCCCUCUGAGUAAAAGCCUAGGCAUUAGCUCAGGGGGCUAACGCAAGUCUUCAGUUCUCAGGCAACUCUUCACACAAGCAGGAGUCAUUUGAAAAACAACCUUCACAUAGGUCACUCUUUAAUUAUAAACUUAGUUUACUGUUUUAGGCUUCCAUAGUGCAGGCUACCAUCCCAUGGCAGUCACACACUAGCUGUAUAUCAUGACAAGGUGUUGGGGUAUUUCCACAGUGCUCAGACAUUUUAUACAAAUGAUGUCCCUGUACAGAGAGGAAGAACUCUCUCCAACAUAUCAGACCUGGGUUCAUAUAGUAUUUGAAAUCCUUCACUUUAGCUAUGCUUGAUUGAGUUUACCUGGAACCAACACAACAUUCCCAAAAGUGCAAAUCCUGCCAGUCUGUGACUCUUCGUACUUCCACCUACCAUCUUAGCCCUUUGUUUGCUCCGUUCUCCUGUGACCUCACUUAGGGCUCUAUUCAAUCUGGAUCGCUGAAGUGUUACAGAUUGCGCAAUAGAAAUGUAAAGGUAAUUUCCGAUUGAGCCGACAUAUGCAACGUUUUUUAUUGUGAAUGCAGCCACUAACGCAGGAACAUCGCCUUUACACUUCAAUCACGCUGUAACACUGAACUUCCGCGAUAUGGAUUGAAUAGAACCCUUGUAAAACAUUUCGAUCCUUCUAUCCUUCAAUCCAGUUCUCACAGCAUGAAUUUAUAAACCCUCAACCAACCCCCUCCCCCUCUCCCUUCUCUGCUUUUGAGCACAGAUGGCUGUCCCGUUGCCUGUCCAAUCAUGUGUGUCCAUUGAGAAGGGGGAGGGGUUAUAAAUCCCAAUCUGGAUUACUGUGUGAUGCAGGAUUAAAAACCCAGCUGUGGCUCGACUCCUGAUGUAACUCCUACAGAUCAUCCCUCUCUCCCUCUCACUCUAAUGCUUCCUCUAUUCCUCUCUUCCUGUCAUGCACUUUCUCUCCCUCUUAACCCUCCCUUCCUCACUCUCUCCAUCUCUCUCUCCCUCUCUCUCCUUGUUUCUCUCCUAAUCUCAGUCAUCCAGCCCCCAUAGUUGAUUUGUCCUCCCCCCCCCCCCCCCCCCCCCCUCUUAUGCUCUACAGAGCCGGCUCUAAUAUUAUAUUCAUCACGGCUAACCUCUCUCUCUGAAAUUGAAUAAUUAUUUGCCAUACAGGAAAAACCACAUCACACAGGUGUGCCUGGUUAGGCCAUUGGCUUGUAGUAGUAUCAUAGUCAUGUUUGCAUAAUCCACGUGACGUACCGCAGCAAUAUCACAUUAGUGCUAUUUGUUUAUACUAUGGCCGGGAUUCAAUCCAAAGGGCGUUAUAGAUCAGACUUUUGAAGGUAAUUUACGCUUGAAACGACAUAUUGGGGAAAUUGCCUUUAAAAAAGGUGCAUUGUCGGCUUUCCAGUGCGCUGCUGUAUAACACGCACGCCUUGGAUUGAAUCCUGGCCUAUGUGACGCACAACAGUUUGAUCUGUUUAUGAUCGUUUUCUGAUCUACUGUACAUUGUUAAUAACGAUGGGAGAGAGAGAGAAGCAACAGCAAGCAAUAUACACUGAACAGAAAUAUAAACGAACAUGCAACAAUUUCAAAGAUUUUACUGAGUUACAGUUCAUAUAAGGAAAUCAGUCAAUUGAAAUAAUCUAAUCUAUGGUUUCACAUGACUGGGAAUACAGAUAUGCAUCUGUUGGUCACAGAUACCUUAAAAAAGGUAGGGGUGUAGAUCAGAAAACCAGUCAGUCAGUAUCUGGUGUGACCACCAUUUGCCUCAUGCAGCGUGACACAUUUCCUUUGCAUAGAGUUGAUCAGGCUGUUGAUUGUGGCCUGUGGAAUGGCUGUGUAAAGUUGCUGGAUAUUGGCGGGAACUGGAACACGCUGUCGUACACGUCGAUCCAGAGCAUCCCAAACAUGCUCAAUGAUGUCUGAUGAGUAUGCAGACCAUGGAAGAACUGGGACAUUUUCAGCUUCCAGGAACUGUGUGCAGAUCCUUGCGACAUGGGGCUGUGCAUUAUCAUGCUGAAACAUGAGUUGAUGGCGGCGGAUGAAAGGCACGGCAAUGGGCCUCAGGAUCUCGUCGAUAAAAUACAAUUGUGUUCGUUGUCCGUAGCUUAUUCCUGCCCAUACCAUAACCCCACUGCCACCAUGGGGCACUCUGUUCACAGCGUUGACAUCAGUAAACGGCUCGCCCACACAACUCCAUACACGCUGCCAUCGGUACAGUUGAAACUGGGAUUCAUCUGUGAAGAGCACACUUCUCCAGCGUGCCAGUGGCCAUCGAAGGUGAGCAUUUGCCCACUAAACUCGGUUACGACACCAAACUGCAGUCAGGUCAAGACCCUGGUGAGGACAAUGAGUAUGCAGAUGAGCUUCUUUGAGAUGGUUUCUGACAGUUUGUGCAGAAAUUCUUUGGUUGUGCAAACCCACAGUUUCAUCAGCUGUCCGGGUGGCUGGUCUCAGACGAUCCCGCGGGUGAAGAAGCCGGAUGUGGCGGUCCUUGGCUAGCGUGGUUACACAUGAUCUGCGGUUAUAAGGCCGGUUGGACGUACUGCCAAAUUCUAUAAAACGACAUUGGAGGCAGCUUAUGGUAGAGAAAUGAACAUUAAAUUCUCUAGCAACAGCUCUGGUGGACAUUCCUGCAAUCAGCUCCCUCAAAACUUGAGACAUCUGUGACAUUGUGUUGUGUGACAAAACUACACAUUUUAGUGGCCUUUUAUUGUCCCCAGCACAAGGUGCACCUGUGUAAUGCUGAUGCUGUUUAAUCAGCUUCUUGAUAUGCCACACCUGUCAGUUGGAUGGAUGAUCUUGGCAAAGGAGAAAUGCUCACUAACAGGGUUUUUGUGCCUAUGGAACAUUUCUGGGAUCUUUUAUUUCAGCUCAUUAAACAUGGGGCCAACACUUCACGUUGCGUUUAUAUUUUUGUUCAGUAUAUAUGUAAAGAGCAAGGUUACAGCUAUCACGAUGAGAGUAAAAUUGAAUGGAUUUUAGAUUCAGCUCUCUCCAGAUUAAAAAUAAUAAACAAUAAUGUGCUAUUAAAUGUGUUUAAUAUUGAAAAGUGUUCGAGAUAAUAUAGAAGUGGUUUUAUAUAUUUGAAGGUUUUAUAUUGUCUUUUCAGAUGAUGAUCAUAAUGGCUAUCAUAGGAGUCAUAUGUGUUGGCGUUGUCUUCUGUAAGUACCAUAUAUAUCGACAUUUUCACUUAGAAAGUCCGCUUCACUCGAUUCUCACACAAAACAUGAAGAAAAAAAGAAUGUUUUGUGAAACACAUGCACAUGCAUUUUUGUAUCGCUGUAGCCUGUAGUAGUCUGAUGUCCAAAGUAGGAAACAACCGUUUACUCAGAUACUUACUUGAUCUUUCUCAUCUUCUCCCUUGCAGUGUAUUUCUAUUACUGAGCUGGUCUCUUCUGGGACGGACAACAAGCGCAAGACCAGAUACCAGAAUGAAGCCAAAUCCACGAGUGUGAAUCCUGCCUUCCCUUUCCUCCUCCUCUCCUUCAUCCCUCUCUUCUUACCGAUGCCUUCCAUCCAUAACCACCAUGCACGUGUAGACGUUGGCGCAGUGCCUCUCCCUCUUCUUUCCUCACGGUCGUUCUCUGCCGUUGUGUCCUUGAGCGAG